Pseudogymnoascus destructans is the source of this 3993-nucleotide messenger RNA. It is a transcript of the gene MCD1, whose product is annotated as sister chromatid cohesion protein 1. Gene Ontology annotation, biological process: synaptonemal complex assembly; replication-born double-strand break repair via sister chromatid exchange; mitotic sister chromatid cohesion. Gene Ontology annotation, cellular component: synaptonemal complex; cohesin complex. Gene Ontology annotation, molecular function: protein binding; chromatin binding. The transcript is spliced from 3 exons. The coding region runs from base 313 to 2283 and encodes 656 amino acids. NCBI's taxonomy places the organism in Eukaryota, Fungi, Ascomycota, Leotiomycetes, Thelebolales, Thelebolaceae. The record is from RefSeq and is a predicted model, not a curated record.
CACCAAACCACCCGCACCUCCAUACCGCCAACCACAUCAACACCAACAAUACUUGCGACUCUUGCUAUUGCUAGACCUGUCGUCGCAUACAAUAUAUAACAAAGAGAGCCCGAACAAUCGCAUUACCAUCUUCGUCGCGACUGCCCGUUGCACUUGUCGCUUGCUGGGAUCCGUCAUCGCUCGCGACGCGCUGCAAAUGAAAACAACAAACUGUCGCGUCUAGCCCACUCCACAUAUCAUCCCGACAUCCCGAGGGUGCUACCAGCCAUUGCUCAAGACAUCUAUAGCUCAUAGCAUAUACCGACAACAUAAAUGUUUUAUUCGGAGGCUCUCCUGUCCAAGACGGGGCCUCUGGCUCGCGUCUGGCUGUCGGCCAACCUUGAACGCAAACUUUCCAAAACACACAUUCUGCAAUCAAGCGUCAAGGACAGCGUCGAUGCCAUCGUUAACCCUGGCCAAGCGCCAAUGGCAUUGCGUCUCAGCGGCCAGCUUCUUCUCGGCGUGGUGCGAAUUUACAGCAGGAAGGCGCGCUAUCUUCUCGAUGACUGUAAUGAGGCAUUAAUGAAGAUUAAGAUGGCAUUCAGAAUCUCCAGUAACAAUGAUAUACCCGCUGGACUUCACAUGCCAUCACGCGACACUCUUCUGCUUCCUGAUGUUUUGACUGAAGGUGAUAACCUCGAGAUGCCACCGCUGCCAGAUGCAUCCUUCUUAUUAUCGCAAAUGGAGGAUGACACUCUGAAUACACCACGCAAACGCCGCGCAGGAAGCCGCGAUAUCAACCUACAUGAAGAUUUCAACCAAAGCCAAUACCUCCAAAAUAGCAUGGUCGAAUCACAGAAAUACCCAGACGAUGAAGUUAUCAUGGCGGAUGACCUCGAGCUGGACCUAGAUUUUGGAGAGGACAUCGAUCUACGCGCUGACGGAAGCCUUGAAAUGGGCCGAGACGCACCUGCAGCACGCGAACUCGGUGAUGAUAUCGGAGACACCCAACUUGAUAUCUUCGGCAAAGAUACUACCCUUCUCGGCCGUGACCGACAGCAAUCCGUUCAAGUCAGCAUAGCCGGAGACGACGAUGGAUUUCACUUCCAAGGCGAUGAUGGGGAUAUCAACAUGGGCGAUGCAAACAACUUCCCCCUCGGUGAUGAGAGUCUUCACAUGACCGGCCUUCCUGACCGUGGACGCAUUUCAGAGUCACCGCUCUCUGAUAUCGACCCCGAACAGGAGCGUGAGAUACUAGAAGAACAUGCGCGCAACGAAGAAUCUGCUCUUUUUGAGCCUAUCGAAGAGACAGACACAUCUAUUUUCAGGGAACCCGCCCAACGCGCCCGAAAGCUCAAGCUCCUCAAGCCCGACGAGGACACCAUUAUCCCUUCAGCAGUUAUCAAGGCCCAGCAACAAGAUCGAUCUAAGAUCCUGCGUCCUGAGUCCUUCCUACCAAGAGAUCCUACGCUCUUUGCCUUGGUGGAGAUGCAGCGCAACGGCGGCUUCGUCAGCAACAUCCUGAGAGACGGCCGAUCUUCCGGCUGGGCACCCGAGCUCCGCGGCAUCCUCUCCCUCGACGCCAUACUAUCUUCCCGAGCCCAGAAGCGCAAGCGUGACAGCGGCAUUGCAGAUAUGUCCGGCGAUGAGGACGAACAUGCUGCCAAGUCGCCGCGCCUUCAGCUAGACCUUGAUCUCGGCGAGGAAGAUGCCUUCGGCAACAUCAGCGCUGCGGCCGGAUUCGGCGCUGAGUCACAAGCGAACGGUACGAUCCUUGAGAUCCCCGCCGAUGAUGGAUUCGUCCCAAUGAAUGAUGAUGACAACAAUUUCGGACGCCCAGACUCCCGCGGUAGCGAACGCGAAAGAGACGGCAGCGAGAACCCCGAGCACAACUUCGACGAGACCAGAGCCCCACUCGUCCACCCCACCGACUCUGGACCAGUCUCCCUAGGUACCACCCACGCUGUGCAUCUGCUCCGCGACCGUUUCGGAGCUGAGGCCGCCAACAGCCCAGAGAAGCGCAAGAAGGCCAGCGUGAUGUUCCAAGACCUGCUCCCGGAACGUGGCACGAGCAAGGCGGACGCGACGAAGAUGUUCUUCGAGGUCCUGGUGCUCGCUACUAAGGACGCGGUCAAGGUGGAGCAGACGCAAGGCGAGCUCGGAGGACCGAUACGCGUGAGAGGCAAGCGUGGUCUUUGGGGCAGCUGGGCGGAGAGGGAGGCUGGUGGCGAGAUCGCCGAGGAGCUGGGGGAUAUGGAUCAGAUCCUGGAGCAGGCGAGGGGACUCGUUUCUGUUGAUGCGUAAAUGGCUACUUCCAGGGAGGGUUCAUUUCUUACGGCGACUAUGGAAGACGGAAAAUCGACUCCAAAUGCACCAAUCUUGUCUUCGUUCGGGAGUACCGUGGAGGGAGGAGGCGUUCUGGGAUUUGGGCGUAUGUGUAUCUAUUCCUUAGUUGCUCAUCGCUGGAAACGGCGUUUAUGGUGGGUGGUUAUCGAGAUGCGAAGAUUCCAAUUUUUUUUAAAAGGGGUGUUGGGGAGUUUGCAUGUGUUCACGCAUGAGGGGCAUAUGAGGUGGAAUGGAUAGUAUAAUCCUGCGGUGGGUUCCUUGAGAAGGAACUUUAAAUGUUAUGAGAAUUGCAUUGAUUAAGAAGGGCACUGUAACAGCUCUCCCUUCCAUGUAAGAUUACCAUAUAAUUAAUUACAACUAACUCUUGAGAAAUAUUACUUCUACAUAGCAACCAAGCCCAAGGCGAAAAUAACCGCCAAAACAGUCAACCUCUCAUCCAUAGCCACCAUCCCCGCACCCCCUCCAAGCCCAUCACCCGCAUUGGCAUCGGGCCUGCUCCCACCAAUUCCAUCACCCUUAUCGCUCCCACCACUGUUGCUCCCACCCCCAUCACCACUAGGCACAGAAACCUGCACCCCACUCCCAUCCGUCCACGGAUACUGAUUCGGCGUCAACACCACCGUCGACUCCACGACCUUCUCCCACCCCACCAGCGGAUUCACAAGACGACUGAUUCGCGCUCUCCGAAAUCCUAUUCGUGACCGCAAUAGGCAAGUUAAAAACAGUAUAGAGCUCCGUAUCAUUAAGCUGAAGCUCUGGUGAAUCGAGACAUUAUACGCGCCCCUCGGGCCCCCCCUGGCGCACGAGCCAUUGCGUCUUGGGCUGUCUGUCGCCGGAAAGAUAGGCGGGCCACAGCCAGUUCACGUGCUUGACUGUGCUGCCGGGCUCCUGGGUCAUGACGACGCCAUCUUCGCUGUUGGAGGAGGCGAUGGUGAGUUUAGACCGGUGGUGUAGGAGGAGAGGAAGAUGGUUAUGGCGUGGAGUUGGCUGGGGGCGGAGUCUUUAUAUGGGGGGAGGCCGAGCUUGCCGUUGCCAGAGACGUCGAUGGCGACUUGGAGGAUUUCUGGGGGGGGUUAGUUGGGCAGUAGCAUGUAUAGUGAGGGCGUGAUAUGAGAGAGGAUGGGAGCGAUGAAUGGGAUAUUAUUCCAAGUGAAGGCAAUGGAGAACUUACCACCACCGAGCGGCGUGUUGGGCUGGGGCGCGUUCGCCAGUCCUGGUGUAAAGAUUUGGCCAUUGAUAAUUGUAAAGUUAUCGCCGUGUGCGGUGGCAGCGAGCAUGAGCGCAGCCAGCGCCACGGAAAGAGUCAAGGGCAUCAACAUAGCGACUCAGAAGCUUCACUCGCGCCAAUUGAAGGCACUUCAAAGAGAACAAUGCGUAACGACAGUCAAAGAUGAAGACAUGAAAGUGCCCGCCAAGUCAGGCGCGACUAGGGAAGGCAUGGUGAACUCGGCGAUGUCCAAGCUUCCUUCCUUUCUCGGAUCCCGGCUUGAAGGGGUCGUACAUGUCAUGCAAUAGGUGCAUGAGUUAAGUUCUGUGUUGGGUAAUAUGGGAGAGUGGCAUGGGUUAGUGACGGAGGCCGGCCCGAAUCUUCUAUUGUAUGCAGUUGAGGGCUGUCAAUGUAGAUUGAGAGCAGAUUGAUUUCUAGUGACGGUCAAAGAUAUGAAGGAU